UAGAUAAGGACAAAAGCCUGUUUCUUAACACACUCAUCAUCAUCAUCCAAUCCCCAACAUUAUGAUCUUUGAAACAGAACACCAAAAUUAAAAAAAAAAAGUUUGCAAGAAACAAAAAGAGAGAUAAGAUUCUCUCUGUAUUUUUGAAAAAUAUAUAUAAUUUUCAUUUUUUUUUUCUCUUGGGUUUUUUUCACCUCAUCUCUAUCUUUCUCUGGCCUCAAAAUAUCUUUUAAGAGCGAAAAGUCGCUUCCUUUCUUUUUUUUUUUAUCUUUUUCUCCCAAAAUCUUUAAUUCUGUGAAACCGAAGAGAGAGAUAGAUAGACGUGGAGAAGAGCAGACGUCUUUGUUGUUUGUUUUUGAUUCAUCGGAUUCUAAGGGUUUGUCUGUUUCAAGACUCAAACUUUGGAUUCUCUUCUCUUCCUGUUCGUCUUCUUUGUCUUGAUCAUUUCUUUAUCGAGAGAAAGAGAGACGAGAUUAGGGAUUUAGUAAAGGAGAUGUAUUAUCAGUUGACCAAGUCUUCUUACAGAGACUCUUUGAAGAUUCUGGAGGCUGAUAUAGAGCACGCCAAUGGACUGGCUGCUGAGAUUCCAAUGGGAAAGAGUGGUGUGCGUCUUCAGAUGAAGUUGGUGUGCAGCAAUUUGGCUCCAUUCUUCAUAUUCCUCUUACAAUGGAUGGAUUUCUCAUGUCUGCUUCCAAGAUAUUUUGAUUUCUUCCACAUACUCAUAUACAAGGUACGUGCUGAUGGACGGUGGAAUCUAUCCAGGUACGGAAGGAAAUCUACAAUUAGGGAGUUUUACGGUGUUAUAUUACCGUCACUUGAGCGACUUCAUAUCAACUUUGCUGACUUACCGGACGAAAGCUUGUGGUAUCCGAAUCCAAAAGCCAUCACGAAAAAGCAGUAUGACAUUGAAGGUAGCAGAUUCAUGAAUAGCAUCGACUUGGAAAGAGAAGACGAAUGCGGGAUUUGCUUAGAGCCUUGCACCAAAAUGGUGUUGCCAAACUGUUGUCAUGCCAUGUGCAUCAAAUGUUACCGUAACUGGAACACAAAGUCGGAGUCAUGCCCCUUUUGUCGGGGCAGCAUCAAGAGAGUGAACUCAGAGGAUUUGUGGGUGCUGACAUGCGAUGAAGAUGUGGUGGAUCCAGAAACAGUCACCAAAGAGGAUCUUCUUCGGUUCUACCUCCACAUAAAUAGCCUCCCAAAGGAUUAUCCAGAAGCUGCCUUCUUAGUCUACAACGAGUACUUGAUAUGAUUUGAUCCCGAAACACAAACACGGGUGUACAGAGGGAGAGAGAGAUCCCAGACCUUUAAUUAAGUGUACAUAAGAAUCUGGUGGUCCAAAAUGUUCCUUCAUUUUAGAUUAUGAUUUAAGAAGAUUGUCAUAAUCAUAAUGUGUACCCCUUUAUUAUCAAAGAUAAAAUGAGAAAGAUGAUCUUCGCUA
Messenger RNA from Arabidopsis lyrata subsp. lyrata, 1438 nucleotides. RefSeq lists its product as uncharacterized. NCBI's taxonomy places the organism in Eukaryota, Viridiplantae, Streptophyta, Magnoliopsida, Brassicales, Brassicaceae. The transcript is spliced from 4 exons. Gene Ontology annotation, molecular function: ubiquitin protein ligase activity. The coding region runs from base 494 to 1249 and encodes 251 amino acids. Gene Ontology annotation, biological process: protein ubiquitination. The record is from RefSeq and is a predicted model, not a curated record.